ACUUCAACUUUGAAAACUUUGAACUGUUUACUUUUUACCUCUUGACAUCUGCAUACCAAACCUCUGGAAACUCAUUCGCGCUUCAAUCGGCAUACCGAACCUCCGACAGUCCAACAUGUCCAAGCUCACAGACUUCAAACUCCUGUCCUUUGACGUCUACGGCACUCUGAUUGACUGGGAAGCUGGUGCCCUGACAGCGUUGCAGCCCAUGCUCAAGAAAUCCGGGAAAGAAGAUAUGGAGCGCAAGCAUAUCAUGCAAGUCAUGCACAAGAUCGAAGCGCGUGUGGAAAGGGAACACGGAAAUCUCAAAUACUCCGAGGUCUUGGCUAUGGUACUCCCCGAGCUAUGCGAAGCGUUGGGGUUGGAGAAACCAAGCGAAGACGAAUGCAACCAAUUCGGAGCAAGUAUAGGGCACUGGCCUGGAUUUCCCGAUAUCCCCGAAGCACUUCAGCGUUUGUCCCAGCAUUACAAGCUAGUUGUUUUAUCGAAUGUCGACAACGACUCAUUUCAGAUCGGCAAUGCGAAUGGACUGAAGGGCUACAAGUUUGACGCUGUAUACACCGCUCAAAACAUUGGGUCCUACAAGCCUGAUCUCAGGAACUUUGAAUAUAUGCUCAAGCAUGUCAAGGAGGACUUUGGGGUCGAAAAACAUGAAGUACUACAGACUGCACAAAGUCAAUAUCAUGAUCAUCAUCCGGCAAAGGAUAUGGGGAUCAAGAGCAGCUGGAUCUAUCGACCGGGUGCGGUCAUGGGAAACAGAGACGACCCGGUGUAUAACUGGAAGUUUGACACUCUUGCUGACAUGGCUGACGCGGUCGAGAAGGAGUUUGCUGAGCUGAGCAAGUAAAGAUAAAUGCAGAGUAACGGUGCGGGCGACGAUACUACAUGGUUAUGCAUCCCAUGCAUUGCAACCUUGGAAGGCUAGAAAGAAAGAUAGCUAGCCAAAUUAGUCAACUCCCCUGUACAUCUAAACCCAAAUUGCUUUA
Molecule: messenger RNA, 986 nt
Organism: Pyrenophora tritici-repentis Pt-1C-BFP
Lineage: Eukaryota; Fungi; Ascomycota; Dothideomycetes; Pleosporales; Pleosporaceae
Product: hydrolase (HAD superfamily)
Source: RefSeq, a predicted model, not a curated record